Neoarius graeffei (lesser salmon catfish) is the source of this 3709-nucleotide messenger RNA. It is a transcript of the gene ldb1a, whose product is annotated as LIM domain binding 1a. Bases 355 to 1485 code for a protein of 376 amino acids. Gene Ontology annotation, biological process: positive regulation of transcription by RNA polymerase II; negative regulation of transcription by RNA polymerase II; nervous system development. Lineage: Eukaryota; Metazoa; Chordata; Actinopteri; Siluriformes; Ariidae. Gene Ontology annotation, cellular component: nucleus; transcription regulator complex. The transcript has 11 exons. The record is from RefSeq and is a predicted model, not a curated record. Gene Ontology annotation, molecular function: LIM domain binding.
GAGCGCGCGCGCGAGAGAGGCAGCAGCGGCAGCGCGAGCGCUGUGUGCUAUUGUUCAUGCCCUGUGCGGGGAACAAAGGGCCGGCCGGCGCUCUGUCUUCGGCUUUGCUUCGCAUUUGUAUUUUUACAUUGUAAAGGAAACCAUAAAUUCAGUCACUAAAGCUGCAUAUAAUCGUGCAGGCCGCCAUGGGCUUUUAAAAGCGUAAAGUUGCGCCCCAGGAGCUGAGAUCGGAGCGCGAGACGCACAGGAGUGCAUUCUUCUCUCUGCACAGGCUGUUCGUCCAAGUCGUUCAAGCUGUACUCCCCAAAGGAGCCUCCCAACGGUAGUGCCUUCCCCCCGUUUCACCCGGGCACUAUGCUGGACAGAGAUGUGGGCCCGACACCAAUGUACACUCCUUCGUACAUGGAACCUGGAAUAGGGAGGCAUACACCAUAUGGAAACCAAACAGACUAUAGGAUAUUUGAACUCAAUAAACGACUGCAGAACUGGACAGAGCAGGAUUGUGACAAUCUGUGGUGGGAUGCCUUCACUACAGAAUUUUUUGAAGAUGAUGCCAUGUUAACAAUCACGUUCUGUUUGGAAGAUGGUCCUAAACGAUACACCAUCGGCCGGACGUUGAUUCCUCGCUACUUUAGAAGUAUCUUUGAGGGGGGAGCCACUGAACUCUUUUAUGUACUAAAGCAUCCCAAGGAGUCUUUCCACAGUAACUUUGUGUCCCUCGACUGUGAUCAGUGCACCAUGGUCACACAGAACGGCAAGCCCAUGUUUACGCAGGUUUGCGUGGAAGGCAGGUUAUAUCUGGAAUUCAUGUUUGACGAUAUGAUGCGCAUAAAGACGUGGCACUUCAGCAUCAGGCAGCACCGUGAAGUCGUUCCGCGCAGCAUAUUGGCCAUGCAUGCACAAGAUCCUCAGAUGCUUGACCAGCUCUCCAAAAACAUCACAAGAUGUGGGUUGUCCAAUUCAACAUUAAACUACCUCCGACUUUGUGUAAUCCUGGAACCCAUGCAGGAGUUAAUGUCAAGACACAAGACAUACAGCCUCAGUCCUCGAGAUUGUUUAAAGACGUGCUUAUUUCAGAAAUGGCAAAGGAUGGUUGCCCCACCAGCUGAGCCGGCAAGACAAGCACCAAAUAAGCGACGGAAACGGAAAAUGUCUGGUGGCAGCACCGUGAGCACUGGUGGCGGCAACAACAACAGCAGCAACAGCAAGAAGAAAAGUCCAGCCAGCAGCUUUGCGCUCUCCAGCCAGGUACCUGACGUGAUGGUGGUGGGUGAGCCCACUCUGAUGGGAGGGGAGUUCGGGGACGAGGAUGAGCGGCUGAUCACGCGACUGGAGAAUACGCAGUUUGAUGCGGCCAAUGGCAUCGAUGAUGAGGACAGUUUCAGCAACUCCCCAGCUUUGGGCAACAACAGCCCGUGGAACAACAAAGCUCCCUCCAGCCAGGAGAGCAAGAGCGACAACCCCAGCUCCCAGUCGGCCCCGUAGACUCCAAUACUCACUGUGCAUAGAUAGGGAAAGGGCAAUACCAAAUGCCUGCUUUUGUUCCGAAUGGCACUCACGUUGUAGUCCAGCCAGCCUUCCUGUCACAGCGUCCUGCUCUGAGGAGUCCUCACUGACCAGACUGUGUUUUUCAACUUGGGGGAAAUUGUGAUUUUUCCGCAUACUAUAGGAUUUAAAUGUCAUAAUCGAAUUAUUUCUUUUAAAGGAGCUCACUGUGCAUUUGUGCCUGAGAGAAAUUCAGUGUUUGGUCCGUUUGAGUUCUCUGAGGUUCAGCAGAGUUAGCGAAGGCAGUCAUGUCUGUGGGUUCUUGUUCCAACCUCGGGUCUCAGUGGGUGCUGUGCUUAACUAUGCAUGGCGGUUUCUGUUGUGCUCACUUCACAUGGAAGGCUUCUUUUAUUGAAUCAUCUAAUGAUAACUAUUAUGUGCACCUCAGAUUCAAAACCAACGCUAAAUUUUGUUUUGUAGGACCUGGUUGGAACAAAAACCUGUACAGUUCCGGAGCUUGAGGACCGGAGUUGAGAACCACUACGUAAAAUCUCUUAAUAAAGAAAUAAAUUAAUAAAAUAAGCAAAUAAGUGAAAGCCUCGUUGGUACUGGAGUUGUGGUCAUGCUCAGUAUGGUCCUAAGCAGAAGUGGACCAUGAAGCCAGGCUCCAAAGAGGUGUUUUUGUUUUUUUUUCUCAUUUGUUUUUGUGUGUUUUUUUUUUUUAUUAUUUUUUUUCUAGCAAUUUGUAAGGGAAAAAUUAUGAGCAAGUAAGAAAUACCCUGAAUAUCCUUUGCACUGUUGCCACUCUAUUUUUGAUCUAUUUUUCUUAAAAGAAAAUUAUAGUACUUUUGUUGUUGUUUCUUUUUAUUCUUCCCUAUUAAUAAUAAGUGGAAUUCGAUUAAAUAUGUAACUGGAGAAUGGUAGAUUUCUAUAUGAUGAUGAUUUGUAUUAUUAAAGUUAUUACUUUGCAGUACAAAGCUGAGGUCCUGUUAAAUGUGUACUGAAGGUUUCAUGGCAUGUGUGUCUGAAAUCUGCAUGUUCGAGACAUGAGGCUUACAGCGAGAGAAGCUAAAUAUUUACAGGAUCUCCACUUUUAUGUAAUCCUAUUUGGAGGGCUUUACCUCCGUAUGUAUGGUACACACACUUUUACUUGUUAAUUUGAGUUGAUGUUCUGGUGAAAAAGGUUUUUAAUCUGUACAGGAAUGUAGUCGACUCAAUACCUAUCAAAGUCUUCAUGGUACACUAACCAUGUGGUUUCAGGUGUGUAAGCAAAGCACCUCUUUUUCCUCAACAAUAGAGUACGCAAUUAUUUUACUCUCCCAAGAAUGCUUUUUUUGUUUUGUUUUGUUUAUAUGCUACAGACCAAGGAGCUAAGAGCAAGAGAAUUCAACUCAACUAUUGUGUAUUUGAUUCUAUGAAGAAUACUUUUCAUAAUUUUUUGUGUAUUUGUGCUUGUAUAUUUAAGACUGUAGCUAAGGUCUGUAUAAGUGUAAUUGUAUUUAGUUGUCUUUAAGAACAUCUCUAAGGACUUGCAUUUUAAUGUAAGAAAAAAAUGACAAAAAACAAAACCCAUACAUUGUAGUCGUCAGGUGUGGUUUUUUUUUUUUUUUUUUUUUUUUUUUUAAAUAAAAAGAUAUUAGUCAUAGGUAUCAUUUUAUUUCUGGGAUUAGCUUCAAGUUUUUCAGUGUACAAUGUAUUUAUUUUUUUCUUGCCAUUAUAUCGUGUGUGUGUGUGUGUGUGUACAUUACAAUAUGUCAGUUUUCUGCCAUUUUCAAUAGAGAAAGAUAGUGCUGCCUUUUUUUUUCCUAUUUCUCAUCACCUCAUUUCAUUUUGUCUAAACAAAGAAUUAAAAGAUGUCUGGGAAAAACAAAACAGUCCUUUAGCUUUUAAAAACUGUAGAUGUAUUAGAUUAAGACACCAGAGGGCAUUCUGCAUUUUGGUUCUGUGUACUAUAUGGGGAAAGAGUUGGACUAAUUCAGCCAAGUAUUCUGCCCAAUUCUCUGGAUGUUAUAUAAACCUCCAGUAAAAUUCUUUGUUCAGAUACCUUCCAAAUGUCCUGUGUAGCUUUUGGGGAUUUUCACCAAAUUAACCACAAAGGGUUAAACCCAUUUUGUGUUCCUCUCGAGCCCCUUUGAUAGUGGCUGUUUGAUAAAUCUAUUUUUUUUUUCUAUUGUCUGCUAUUGAUGAUUCAUGUAUGGUAUAAUAAAACCAAUUUUCAUGUAAA